Molecule: messenger RNA, 994 nt
Organism: Lineus longissimus
Lineage: Eukaryota; Metazoa; Nemertea; Pilidiophora; Heteronemertea; Lineidae
Exons: 6
Coding region: 147-989 (280 amino acids)
Molecular function (GO): calcium ion binding
Source: RefSeq, a predicted model, not a curated record
UGUGAGAUUCAGAAGACUAUUUUCACCUAAUCGUCGGACAACAACAAGUGGAUUACAUUAUCUUCGUGAUUUUACAUCCUAAAAAUUGUUUAAAAGUCUCGAUUUUUGACGCACUCUGUCUGGAAAGACUGAGAAUUCACCGGAAAAUGGAACCCGAAUUCGACGCUACAGGACGCCGUGCAAGCAUGGUCAAGAGUUUUGACCAGCAUUUCGUCGGUUAUGUAGCAGACGUGCCAAAAUCUGGACAACCUGACUCCGAUGUAAAAGAUAUUGCAAGUAGUAACCAGGAGUACAUUCAUUUCCUCAGGGAACGAGAUGAACUAAAGCAAGCGCUGCAGCAGAAAGUGAUGGAAUAUGGGAAUGCACAGGGGAAAAAUUUUGAACUUGUGAAGAAAGUUGAUCUUCUUGAAACUGAGAUAAAGCAACUAAAAUCUGCCAAGGGUUUUAAACUAUUGAAUGCGCCAGCGAACGAGGUCUCUACCAGCAGAACAAGUCUACGUGCAGGUUCUCCUUCGCGAGGUUCUCCAAAAACAAAACGAAAGGGAGCAAGAACAGUCAAGAAAAGUGGAAAAUCCACUGGAUCGAAUGCUAAUUGCACCGAAUCGACAGGAUUCUUGAGACAUCCCGUUAUACCAGGCAAAGAGGCUUUGUCAGAGGUCACAUAUGAAUAUUACACGGAAAUCUCGGCCUCUUUCCCAGACCUGAGAAUCUCCCUCCUUCUAAGUUGUGAACGGAAAUUUGUCGCUGCUGACAAAGACAACAAUGGCUCAAUAGACGUUGAUGAGCUAGAUGCCAUCCUGACCAACAGUAAGAUGAUGUUUACGAAGAAGCAGGUUCAGGACAUCAUAAAAAGUCUCGAUACAGAUGACACCGGAUCUCUGGAUUUCAUGGAAGUAUUAACGGUAGUCGACCGUCUAUCAAAGAACAAGAACGCCAAGCUACCGUCUGCUUUGGAACAGAACAAGUCUGCCAUCUGUGUAGUACAGUGACAGAU